Molecule: messenger RNA, 1008 nt
Organism: Nomascus leucogenys (northern white-cheeked gibbon)
Lineage: Eukaryota; Metazoa; Chordata; Mammalia; Primates; Hylobatidae
Product: cancer/testis antigen 47A-like
Exons: 5
Coding region: 1-1008 (335 amino acids)
Source: RefSeq, a predicted model, not a curated record
AUGUCUGCCACAGGGGAUCGAGACCCGAUCCAAGAGGACCAGGAGGCCCCAGUGAGCCAGGAGGGAGCGCAGGCCGAGCCCGGAGGUGACCGGGAGGGCGGUGACUCUGGCCCCGACAGUGGCAACACGGUGCCCGCGGCCGAGGUGGCCGGAGUCGCAGGGCCCAUGAGAGGCCUCGGGGAGGAGGAGGGUGGGCAGGCGGCAGGCUUGGCCGCAGCCCCCGGGAGCAGGAACGCCGAGGAAGACUGGGAGAUCAGGAUAGUAGAAGAGGAGGAGGAGGAGGAAGAGAGGAACGAGGCAGACAACAUCAACUUGGUCGCGGCCGCCCAUCGCUACCCCAUAAUAGGCUUUCGCGUGGAGUUUCUGGACAUGGUCCACUCCCUUCUCCGCCGCAUCUAUCUCAACGACCACAUCCUGAUCCGGAUGCGUGGCAGCCACCUGAUGCGGAGGCGCCGCACUACGGCACCCAGUAGCUCAGAUGCGGCGUCCAGUGGCUCCGAUGAGCCCCGGCUGUUGCUGGUGCCUGAGAGGCUGGGCGCGGGGGACGCGGGCCCUGAGGGCGAGGGCCUGGGCCUGCUCCAGGAGGCCGCGUCGGCCCCAGAGCCUGAGGUGCCAGCAGACCCGGCCGAGAUGGCCAGGGAGCCUGCAGAAGAGCCCGCAGAGAAGGCAUCAGAGAAGCCUACAGAGGAGGCCGCAGAGGAGGAGCUUGCAGAGGAGGCCGCAGAGGAGCCGCCCGCAGAGGAACCGGCCGCAGAGGAACCAGCCACAGAGGAGGCUGCUGCCCCCGAGGAAGUCACUAAAUAUCAGCAUGAAAAGUGGGAUGAAGAGGCCCAAGAUGCUGCAGGCGAGGAAGAGAAAGAAGAGAAAGAGAAGGAUGCAGAAAACAAGGCGAAGAACUCCAAAGGGACCCUAGAUACAGCAGAGGAGAAGCUGAGAAAAUCCAGCUGCAAGACUACUAACAAGUGGCAAAUGUAUCAGACCUACUACCUAAGACCAAUAUUUGUGUAG